AAAAUCAUCAACACGUCAGACACGGUCAAAUUGUCAAAGUGACAUUUCAAAGUUCGAUUAGGUGGUUCAGAUUGUUUGUCCAAAGUGGAAGAUUUUUUCCAGUUACUAGUUCAAAUUUCAUGAUCAUUUUAUAAAAAUGGGUAACCGAUCAUCCUUAUUGCUGCGCGAGGAAGAAAUCGCCCAAAUUCAGGAAGAAACUGGCUUCACCCCCAACCAAAUAGAACGCUUAUAUUCACGUUUUACGUCCUUGGAUAGAGGCGACUGUGGUACUUUGAGCCGCGACGAUUUUCUCCGCAUUCCAGAAUUAGCAAUUAAUCCCCUCGGUGAACGCAUUGUGAAUUCGUUCUUCCAAGAUGAAGGCUUGAACGAUAGAGUGAAUUUCAGGCAAUUCAUGCACGUUUUGGCCCAUUUCAGGCCGAUUAAAAAGAACAAAGAAAACAAACUGAAUUCAAGAGAGGAGAAACUCAGAUUUGCUUUCAAAAUGUACGACCUUGAUAACGAUGAUAUGAUUUCAAAGGAUGAGCUUCUGGCAAUUUUACACAUGAUGGUUGGCGCUAAUAUUAGUGAAGAGCAACUGACUAGCAUUGCUGAAAGAACGAUUUUAGAAGCAGAUGAAGAUGGAGAUCAGAUGAUCUCUUUUGAGGAGUUUUGCAAAGCUUUGCAACGAACAGAUGUUGCCCAAAAAAUGAGCAUAAGAUUUUUGAAUUAAGAGUUUUGUUGCGAAUUUUUGUAUAGGAGGAAUAAGACGCAUGUGUACAGUAUAAUUUUUAUUGCAUUGUAACGCUUAACCAAAAACUACAUACAUUUAUUUUAGUUGAAAUAUAUUUUUGUUACAGUUAUUGUACUUAAUAAAUAGUUGAAAAUA
This is a messenger RNA of Zophobas morio, 865 nucleotides long. RefSeq names its product calcineurin B homologous protein 1 (gene elm). The record is from RefSeq and is a predicted model, not a curated record. Gene Ontology annotation, biological process: positive regulation of sodium:proton antiporter activity. Gene Ontology annotation, cellular component: plasma membrane. The transcript is spliced from 3 exons. Bases 137 to 709 code for a protein of 190 amino acids. Gene Ontology annotation, molecular function: calcium ion binding. Lineage: Eukaryota; Metazoa; Arthropoda; Insecta; Coleoptera; Tenebrionidae.